AUGGAUUCCGGCUCCCAUAAGAUCUAUCAUAUACAUGGAUUUGAUUCCAGACAAUUACUGGAGGAUUAUUUUUCAGAUAAACCUGAUAUGGUCUUUGAAGAGGAUGCCUUGAUGUUUCCCAUUGAAAAUCUUACAAAAACAUUCACAGAAGGCCACAUUAAAGGAGAUGUCCUGAUUGACCUUAGCCUAGGUUCCUUGGUUCAUCAUCUGUAUUCGGCCUGUGAGUUUUUCCGACACAUCAUAGUCCUGAAGGUCAGUGACAGAUGCAUAAUGGAGCUGAAGAGAUGGCUGGACUCACGGACAGGAGCAUUCAAUUGGGGACAUGCUGCAAAACUUCAUUUAGAGAAAGAGGGAAAGAGCGACCAGUUAGAAGACACAGAAGGAAAAGUGAGAUCAGCCGUUCUACAUGUCCUAAAAUGUGACCUUGAGAAGGAAAACAUAACACAUCCGAUAGUCUUACCCCCAGCAGAUUGUAUCAUCAGCGCUUGGCUCCUAGAGUAUACCAGCAAAGACCAAGAUGAUUACAGGAGAUAUAUCAGGAAGUUCUCAAGGAUGCUAAAACCUAGAGGACACCUGAUAAUAACUGGGAGCUUGAAUACAACAUAUGUAAUAGUUGGGAAAGACAAGAUCCAUUGUUUAAGAUAUGAUGAGGAUUUUGCCAAGAAGGUUCUUUUCGAAGAGGACUUUAUUGUUGACUACUGUAAGGUUAAGAAGAGAACGGCUGUGAGUGACCUUACUGACUACAAGGCCGUCAUAUUCAUUGCAGCUCACAAGAAGAAGUAG
Hyla sarda is the source of this 783-nucleotide messenger RNA. RefSeq names its product indolethylamine N-methyltransferase-like. Gene Ontology annotation, cellular component: cytosol. Bases 1 to 783 code for a protein of 260 amino acids. Lineage: Eukaryota; Metazoa; Chordata; Amphibia; Anura; Hylidae. Gene Ontology annotation, molecular function: N-methyltransferase activity. The transcript has 3 exons. The record is from RefSeq and is a predicted model, not a curated record.